Molecule: messenger RNA, 23092 nt
Organism: Oryctolagus cuniculus (rabbit)
Lineage: Eukaryota; Metazoa; Chordata; Mammalia; Lagomorpha; Leporidae
Source: RefSeq, a predicted model, not a curated record
AACCGGCGGCGACCAGAAUUCCUCAUCUCGCCCAGUGGGAAGGGACCACAGCUAUCCAUUAGUUUCUGGUCUCCUGGUAACCGACUCGGGGAAGGGAAAUACGACUUCCGCCUCCGGUCCCUAAGGGAGGGCCGCGGAGGGUUCUGGGAAAUGUAGUCGCCCUCCAGGGAUGAGUCUGCGCAUGUGCGUCCCGCCCAAGCCAGCCCUCUUCCGCCGGAACUUCCGGUUCGUGGUGCGCUCCGGGAGCGGGGCAGCAGCUCCGGGGCUGGAUGCAGUCACUUAAGUUAGAUGCGAGUGAAAGAGGAGCCCAGGGACCGUAUUGUUCCCUGGGGAGCGGGCCGGUUAUCCCAGCUUGUGGAAGCAGAACCUGGCGUGUAGGCGCGAACCGCGGGCCUGGGGCGCAUGGGAAGGCAGCCACCUGGCGCCGGAUCCCGGGGUCCGGGUCUGGGCAGGAGCCGGUUCGGGCUGUGCUGUCCGUGAUGGAGGGUGCGUCCAGGGGAGCAUAGCUGGUUCUGGAAGCUGCGCGAAGAGGGGGCGAGAGGGGGCGGCGCCGUGUGGCACUGUGCGCCCGUCCGCAAAGUGAGCCCCCCGGGAGCCCCCGGAAAGUCACCGCGAGGCGUCCGCGUGACGGCCGUGGGCCCUCCUGGUGCCGACACCCAGCUUCCAGGACCGCGGGCUCCCCAGGAGACGGGGGUCGCGAUGGCGGGCCGCUCUUCCCGGGAGUAGAGGAGGGGUGCAGUUUGAGAAGGGCGGCUGUGAUGGGAACCCCACCGGCCGGAGCCCCCCCCCAGCCUUUGGAGGAGGCACGGGGGUCGCGGGAGGAGGAUCCUGGCCGGAUGAGAACUCCGCCAUCAGCUGUCCAAGGGUGGACACUGUUGGAGGGUUUGGACCCGUGUCCGGAGGAACAGGUGCGCCCGGCUGGGCAUGUGGGCGGGGCCGCGCGGGGGUAGCUGAUUAUUUUUGUACCUGAAGUUAACCUGCCACAAACAGGGCUUUCAGCAACCCCAUGCUUAUUAACCCCAGCGUUUUCUGUGGAUUAUGUGACCUCAAGGCAUUAAUACUACAACCAUUUCCCACUUAAUGUCGAUUAUUUCUCCUUGCAAGUCAUUAAUUCUGGGCCGGUGCAGUGGCGUAGCAGGGUAAGCCCCUGUCUGCAGCGCCAGCAUCCCAUAGGGGCGCCGGUUCAAGUCCCACUUCUGAUCCAGCUCUCUGCUAAUGGCCCGCGUGCUUGGGCCUCUGCACCGCGUGGGGGACCUGGAUGAAGCUCCAGGCACCCGGCUCCGGCCCGGCCCCGCCCUGGCUGUUGGGCCAUUUAGGGAAUCAGCUGGCAAAUGGAAAACCCGUCUCUGUCUCUCUGUGACUCUGCCUUUUGAAUAAAUGAACAAAUCCUGAAAGGAAGGAGGGAGGGAGGGAGGUCAUGCCGUUGACAUUGGUUGUGAUUUUCAGAAUUCAUGCAUUCUGUUGUGAAUUCUGGCGUUUGUAUUUGAUGUGUAAAGUAAGACAUUCUCUCUCUGUGUAGUUUUGGUGUUCAGUUCUGGUGGCUGAGAUGGAUCAGUUAGCAUUUUCUGGACACGAAACCUUUCAAAACGUACUGGCCUGAAAAAGCCACCGUGGCGUUUGCUCGGGUCUCUGAUCCGCGUUCACCUGGGAGCUCGGUUCCUGCUUGUGUUCCUGGGCCACAGGUGCGGCUUUGUCACCCAGGGCCUUGGCUAAGCUGGUUGGUUGAAGACGGCGUCAUUCACGCGCCCAGUGCUUGUGCGGACUCAGGGAGGCCCUGUGUCUCCAAAAGGUCUCCAGCCUCUUCGUAGCGUGACUGUGCCAGGAAGGCCGGCGGCACUGGGCCAGUACCUUGCCCCUGCGUGUGCAGGCGAGAUCAGCCAGUGGGAGAUCUCCCAGCACCAGGUACUGUGGAAGUGAACAUUAUGUUUCCCUCUAAAAUCCUGGCCAGAACGUGUAGGAUUGCAAGGUGCGUACCUUCCGUGAGGUCUAGGUUUGUGCUUGUAGAAGCAAGACACACUGUGGUAGAAGCCCUCACGGAGGCCAACAGUCCAGAUCGCAUGUCUCCUCUCUCCUCGUGAACCUGCCUGUGAGAUGUGUCUGUAAUUAUUCACCCGCAGGGGAGCCUUUAUCUCGUUGUCAUCCAGCUCCCACGUGGAGAUCUGGGGGCAGGGGAACCUAGGAGACUUGAGUCUUUGAUCCACGCCGCUCACCUCUCCCUGCUGUUUGCAGCGUGCUCUGUGCAUUUCCAGGAACAACAAAUAAAUCUCCAGCGAGUCACUUGCCUAUUUAUUCCUCAUUUUGCUUUAUGUUGCAUUUUAUGAGCUUUCGGGGACCCAUGAACCAAAGUGGAAAGGCAGAGUUGAGUAAAACCCAGCUUGAAGGAAGCGCGGAAGCAGAGGAGGCUGGCGUGGAAGGAGGCGACCGUGAGACGGCGGAGCGUCUGACCAGGGCGCGUCUGGUGCGCGGUCUGCACGGAGUCAGGACGGGAGUGCGGCCGGUCUUGUUUGUUCCGUGGCGGAAUGGAAUCCGGGAGGAGAGCGUGGUGGGCCGUCGGGACAGGAAGGCUCGCCGGCACCAGGCUGCAGCGCCGCCUCCAUCGAUCUAACAGGACGCGAUGGAAAGGCUUUUCCCAGCAGCUUGGAAAUGGACACCCUGAGCAGUGGACAUGGCCAGUGCUGACGCACAGCCCGUGUAAGGGACGUUGGAGACGGUGAGAGCUUUGGAGAGGCUGUACUAGAUUCAUUGGUAAAUCCUAAGACGUCCAGAGGUUAGAGUCAGCCGCAGCCCUUAACAUCCCUCACGUGGUCGCAGCUCUGAGCACUGGUGUGAGGUGCAGCGUACUGGUGUGAGUUUUAUUUGCUGACGAGUGUUUCCAGUACUCACCUGUCCUUUAACCCACUCAGUCAGAGGGUUAGUUGAUUGCUUGUCAACCUCACUGUUGACCUAAAUGAUCCCAUCCAGUGCCCAUGGGCUAUGUUGGCCUUACCUGAAUGCCCGGCCACGUUGAGCUGCCAUCAUCCUCGUCCGGAAGCUCACUGUGUUCGUGUCUGUCCAGACCUCACGAAUGGUUCCUUCCCUCUUCUGGAAUUUGACAGCGGCCGUCCAGGUCCCCACGCUGUUCCCCGUUCACCCCACGCUGCGGUUCUGACCGGGCCCGCCCGUCCUGUUUCUCCCCAGCCUUCAGACCACAGGUUCCGCUUCCUGUUCAGUGCGUCCUUGUAGCUGUCUGAAAGGCGCCUGCACCCAAGGAAGCCAAGACCAAAGCCACGCCCUCCUGGCUUCCUCAGGCCGUGGUAUUGCAGCCACACAGCCGCUGACCCAGAUCCUGACGUAGCAUCCCUCCCGACAGCUCGCGCACUCUCAGGCCUCUCAUGUGGGUCAGUCCUGCCCCUCUGAGUCAGCCCCUCAGUUCCUUCACUUGAUGCCAAUAUCUGCACGCAGGGCCAGUGACGGAGGAGCGCUCGGGUCACGGCACACGGUGACCGUCCGGCUGCGAGUGUCGUCCUUGGCAGAACAGGAAGGCUGUGUUUUCUCAGUGAGCCAAGCUUCCUAGCCAGAGCACACGGCCGUCUUAGGGGUCCGCAGGAAGAAGCAGUUCAGUUAGUGGGACGUGUUUGAACAAGGGCCAGUGCCAAGGUGAGCGAAGAGUAGUAACAAGCAUGGAUUUUCAGAAUUUUUGCCUUUUGCCUAGAUAAAUCUAUGUCAGUGAUUAUGUCUGUAGUUCUCAUUAGCAUACCGUGUGUAUCUGUAAUUCAAAACAAAACCUGUCAUGUUUUCGAACUCCUUUAAAGUUUGUAUUUAAUUCUAUUCCAGAUAACGACCUACAAAUGAGUAGGGAAAAGUAGGUGUACGCUUUGGAUAUAACUGCGGGGUUAAAACUGUGGUUAAUAGUUGGCUAAGAACAGAACGUGGCAGCGCAGUUGAACAUUUGGAAUUCACGGUCACAGUUUGGACCUAGAGUGAGAUGUGAAAUGCUCUGCACUCGUCUUUGGAACCCGAUACUUGAUCUGAAUCUGCACACUGCAUGUUCACCUUGGUCUCUAGUGUAGACUUCCAUUACGGGCGACAUAGCAGAGGACCAAAAACGCACUCCUUAGAGGCAGGUGCAGGAUUAAGAUGCUUGUGUUUCCUAGAGAGUGCCCGGGGCUGAUCCCCAGCUCUCUGCCAUCUCAGACUCUAGGAGGCAGCAGGUGCUGGCUCAAGUCUUUGGGUCCCAGCACCCGCGUGGAGGCCUGCGCUGAGUUCUUGGUUGCUGGCCCAGCCCUGGCUGUUGUAGGCGUCUGGGGGAGUGGACCAGCAGGCAAGAGCUCUCCUUGUCUCUGCCCCUUCAGUACAUACAUGUGACUUGCUCGCUACAAGGACCUCCUCUCGUGUGUCAGUUUUGUGGGUCAGAAACCUGGACAGGGCUGCAUGGGUUGACUGCCUCACUAUGUCCCUGGUCCCCCCUGCAGGGGCACUUGGUGGCUGUGAGCCUGGAGCAGGCAGCCAGCCCUCUCUGUGACCUCUUUGACCUCCUCGCAGUCGGGUUGGCUGGCUGCUCCCACAGCAAACAUCCAAGAGACGCAGGCAGAAGAUGUGCGGCUGCGUAGGCUCUCAGAAGUCCCAGAGCCUCUUAGUCCACACCUCUUAGUCCACUCUAAGGUUGGCCCCAGUUUAAGGGGACGCAGCUCCCACCCCUCAAUAACAGCAGUAAGAAUCUGUGGCAGUGGUUAAUAAGCACAGUUUCCAUGUGGUCAUACGUGAUUUAGGUUCCUCUUUCCAUAUCAGGGAGCUGACUGGAAGCGCAGCUGAAUCGGGUGCAGUGACCUGCCAUCUGACACGCCACGUGCACCCAGCACACGGAGGAGGCACUGCCCUUGGUGGCAGGGGGAGCCGCAGGCCCUGGUCUGAGUGCUCAGUUAGCCCCUGCGCACCUGCCGCAGUCUGAAGUCCAGCCCAGCCUGGCCCCUGGGAAGAUCCGCACACCUGGCUCUGCCCUCACUCAGGGCUCUCAGCAUUCGCACUCAGUGUUUUUCCUUUUAAGGAAAUGCCUGGUUGAGCAGUUGACAACUUUCUUUUUUCCACCUGAUUCUUGCUUACAUUAAACUCGGUAUCCAGCAGGCUCUUUUUUUGUUUAGUUUUGUUUUUCCUGACUUUACCUUUGAAAUGUGUCAGUGCAGCUAUUUCUUUUAAAGAUGUGGGCUUCUGGAUGGAAGUCCGUUAGACCAAAGCCAGUGACUCACUGAGACGGGCCUUUGUUCUCUGGGCACCGAGGGGACGGCGGGCAGAGAAGCCCCGCUGCGUGCCGGGCAGCCUGUCGCACCCUCAGUUUCCUCGGAUGCUGACGAUAUUUUUGAUCAUUUGUCAUUUUUUACAAAAGCACGAGGUUUGAUCCCUACUACAAAGCCAUUUCUCUAAAAUGUUUUGCCUGGAAGACCUGGGAAUGAAUAUUGAGUUUUAUUUCGGCAAGUUCUGGUUCCUUUAUAUUUCCUCUAGUUUCUGCUUGCAGCUUGAACGUCCUUCUUCAUCCUCUCUCUCCUGUCAGGUUUUCUCUGUGACAGAGAAGUUUCUUCCCAGGAGUUUGUUUAGGCAGAUGCCUGGAUGGCAGGAAACCCCAGCUUUCCCCGGUGUGGGAAUCCCAGAGUCCUCCGGUACGUGGCCUGUGUGCCCCUCCCCACGCCCUGCAGGUUAAUUCAGUCCCUGAGGCCCAGCUUCUGCUCGUCCCAGCCAACCCCGUGGAAUUACACACAAUUGUAAAUGAAUGUAAUCACUUUCAUUAUAAAUUGUUUAGAAAUCAUUAUCCAUGACAUCUGUUGUCUUUUUACAGUUCUUGACUUGGUCUGUUCUGAUGUAAGUGUGGCCACCCCUGCUGCCCCUGGUUCCAUUCACGUGGAAUGUCGUCGUCAUCUUCCCUACACUGUGUGUCUCUGCAGGGGAAGUGAGUUCUUGCAGGCAGCAUGCAGUGGGUCUCGCGUCAUCAGUCAGCUGCUCCUGUCUUCACAGGGGAAUUCAGUCCGUUUACAUUCCGGCUUCUGUUGUAGGGCAAGGACUCUGUCCACUUGUUUUCUGUUUGCAUACCUCUGCUUCUUGUUUAACCUUGUGGGGCGGUGGUCUUCUGUACUGACGCAGUUUGAUUCCUUUGUCUUUUUGUCUAUAUCUGCUGUAAUUUUUUAUUUGUUAUUACAGGGCUUAUAGAAAGAAGUAUAAUUUUAAUGGUAUUUUAAGCUAAUUACUUAACUUUGGUCACAUACGUAGACUCUGGACUCUUACUCUCCAUAGUAUAUUAUUUAUUGGCCUUAAUUUAUACCUUUUUAUAUUGCAUAUAAAUAUAUACAUAUUAAAUAUAUAAAUAUAAUAUAUCAUUAACAACUUAUUGUAGCUCCAGUUGCCAUUGGCCAUUAACUUAUUGUUUUUUGUUUUUUGUUUUUUGUUUUUUGUUUUUUGCCAGGCAGAGUUAAACAGUGAGAGAGAGAGACAGAGAGAGAGAGUUAUAGACAGUGAGAGAGAGACAGAAAGGAAGGUCUUCCUUCUAUUGGUUCACUCCCCUAAUGUCUGCAACGGAUGGCACUGUGCCAUUGCGAAGCCAGGAGCCAGGUACUUUCUCCCGGUCUCCCAUGUGGGUGCAGGAACCCAAGUACUUGGUCCAUCCUCCAUGCCCUCCUGGGCCACAGCAGAGAGCUGGACUGGAAGAGGAGCAACCGGGACAGAAUCCGGCACUCCAACCGGUCUAGAACCCGGGGUGCCAGUGCUGCUGGCAGAGGAUUAGCCAAGUGAGCCACAGCACUGGCCAUUAACUUAUUGUUAACCAUUAACUUAUUGUUAAUGGCCAAGCAUGGCUGUUUUUUUUCUUUUAGCCUUCAUACUAGAGAUUUGUAAAAUUAUAAACUAUCACAUUAACAAAAUAUUCAGAAUUUGAUAAUGAGUUUACUUCUGCCAGUGGGAUUUAUUUAUGCUUUCAUGUGUUUUCAUGACAAUAAUUAUAAUCAUAAUUAUAAUCAUUUUGCUUCCAGCCAGGAAACUUUUUUUUUUUUGACAGGCAGAGUGGACAGUGGGAGAGAGAGAGACAGAGAGAAAGGUCUUCCUUUUGCCGUUGGUUCACCCUCCAAUGGCCGCCCGGCCAGCGCACCAUGCUGAUCCAAAGGCAGGAGCCUGGUGCUUCUCCUGGUCUCCCAUGGGGUGCAGGGCCCAAGCACCUGGGCCAUCCUCCACUGCACUCCCGGGCCACAGCAGAGAGCCUGCCUGGAAGAGGGGCGACCGGGACAGAAUCCGGUGCUCCGACCAGGACUAGAACCCGGUGUGCCAGCACCGCAGGCAGAGGAUUAGCCUAUUGAGCCGUGGCGCCGGCCCCAGCCAGGGAACUUCUUUGAGCAGUUCUUGUAGGGCCACUUUCAUGGUGAUGAAUUUCCUCAGCCUUUGCCUGUCUGGGAAGAACGCUUGUUUCUGCUUUGCUUCUCAAGUGUGGCUUUCCUGGAUGUACUAUCUAGGCAGCUUUUUCAUUGGUCACUUUGAGCACGUCACCCUGUUCUCUCCUGGUCUGCAGUUUCUGCUGAGAAAUCUGCUGACAGCAUAAUGAGGGUUCCCUCGUGUGUGACUCGGUGCAGCAUUUCUCUUGCUGCUUUUAGAACUGGCCCUUUCUCUCUUCGUUACAAUAAAGUUUGAUUAUAAUGUGCCUCAGUGAGGGUGUCUUUGGUUUGCAUCUUUGAGCUUCAUGGAUUUGGAAGUCGAUUUGUCUCCCAAGACUUGAGCUUGAGAAGUUUUCAGUAAUGAUCUUAUUAAAAGUUUUCUGUCUCCCUCCAUCUCUUCUCCCUCUGUCUCCACACUUCAUGCUGUGCUGUAGCUCAGCCUUUCAUUACUGUUUUUAAUUCUGUUUUCUUUUCUCCAGAUUAUGUUAUUUCAAAAAACUGUGUCCUCUAGUUCACAAAUUUUUUUAUUCUGAAUUAAACCUGAUAAACCCCUAACUUUCCUUUGUUUCCCUUUUUGUACUUUCUCUCUCUCUCUCUCUUUUUUUUUUUUAAGAUUUAUUUAUUUAUUUGAAAGGCAUAGUUACAGAGAGACAGAGGUCUUCCCUCCACUGGUUUGUUCCCCAAAUGGCCUCAACAGCCAGAGCUGUGCUGAUCCAAAGCCAGGAACCUGGAGGUCUCCCAUCUGGCUUCAGGGACCCAAGGACUUAGGCCGUCUUCCACUACUUUUCAGACACACUAGCAGGCAGCUAGUUCAGAAGUGGAGCAGCCAGGACGCAAACCAGCCGUGUCGGGUGCUGGCGCUGUAGGCAGCAGACUUACCCGUGACACCACAGCACCGGCCCCAAGUUCAGAAAUUCUUUUUAAUCUUAUAGUCAGCUCUUGCAGCUCUCAAUUAUGCUUUUUAUUUCAUUCAUUGAAUUCUUUUGCUCCAGGAUUUGUUUGAUUCCCUUUUUUAUGAUAUAUAGAUAUAUAUCUAUUGAAUUUCUUGUUCAUAUCAUGAAUUAUUUUCCUGAUUUCAUUGAGUUGUAGUUGAAAUUUCUUUUAUCUUGCUGAGUUUCCUUGGACUCAGUUUGUAAAUUUAUUUCGGGGGUGUGGUCACUUGCUGGAGACCUAUUGCAUUUCUUGGGUGAUACCAUGUUCCUUCCUCUUCAUUCUCAUGGCCCUAGAUUCAUGCCUGUGCUUCCUGGUGGAACAGCCUUCUCUUCCAGUUCUGUGGUCUUUGUAGGGAAAGACUUUUGCCUACAGGUGCGCCCCAGGUGUCAGACAGGUAGGAUGCGUGGUCCUCAGUGUGGGUGUGCACAGUAACGGCCUGUGCACUUUCCCUGGCUGUAGCCACGUCAGCGAAGUCCACGAAUGCCACGGUGCCUUAGACUUAAGGGGGCCGUGCAACUUGCCCCCUGGCAUGGGCUACCUUGUGUGUUGUGCCAAGGGCUGGACAUAAGGGGCCGGGGCACUGCUGUUGGGACAGGGGGUGUACUGUCUCUUGAACCCUCCAGAGGGGCAGUAGCCUGGUGGACAGGCUGCUUCCCAUGGGGCACAGCAGCAGAGUGUCAGAGAGGUGUGGGGCUGGGCAGCCUGUGGCUCGGGCCCUGCUCCCACGGGACCAGGGUGGGCACGUGAGUGGACAGCAAAGGCAGUGAAGCGCUGGGGAUGGGGAGGUGUGGGUGCUGUCCCGGGGGUGGGGUGCACCUCAGUGGUGGCUGCAGUUUCCAGAAUACUGUGCAGAAGCAGCUUGGGUCCUGAGAGGGCAGGGCACGGAGGGGCCAGCACCGAGUGGGCGCCUCCGUGUGACGGUGCUGCCGCACAGCCCCCCAGGCUCUCCUGCAGCUGGGCUCCCCAACAAGACCGCAGGUGCUUGUGAUGCCGAUGGCGGCCGGGUUCCUCCUGCCUACCCUUCCCCACAGGGGGAGCCCCUCCUGGUGCCACGCUGAUCCUGACUGCGAUGGGUUGGCUGCCUAAGUCUCCAUGUUGCAUGUGGUCACUGGCACUCACCUGCUGUGCUCCAGGGCUCUUUUUCAGGAGUUCCAGUUGUUUAAUCAUUUGGGUGUGUGUGUGUGGGACGUGAACACCAGGCUCUCUGGGCAGCCAUCUUGCUGAAGUCACCGUCUGAUGGUCAGUUUUUUUGCUUUGCACUGCCGUAUCUUCAGAAGUCCUCUCCUCGCAUGUUGUCUAAGAAACCAGUCAGACACGUUCUUCAUUUCUGUUACAGGACUUUUUAUCUCUAGCAUUUCCUUUUGGUCCCAGGAAUUAAGCCUGCUUACACUGCUCAUCCAGUCUUACAUGUUUUCUGCUUUAUCGAUGCGAGCCCUUAGCAUAUUAAUCAGAGGAGUUUUUUUUAAUUCCAACAUCGCAGCCACGUCUGCUCUGACGCUUGCUCUGUCGUCCCAAGUUGUGUUUUUCAUCUGUUGCUAUGCCUUGUGACCUUUUCCUCUAUACCCAUACAUGUUACCAUUGAUGUAUAGGUAAACAGCUACCGCAAGCAUUACCUGAUGUGGUGGUGGGGUGUAGGGGUGAGGGAAGCUGGCUUGGUCUAUUCAGGCUCCUAUAACAAAGCACCUUAGCGUGGGUAAGUCAUAAACAGUGGAGGUCUAUGUCUCAGUUCAAGACCAGGUGUCAUGGGAUUCGGAGUCUGGUCAGGGCCCGUUCUUAGGUGGCACCUGUUGUGUGUGGGACAGAGAAGCACCCCUCAGCCUCUUCGGCACGGGCACUAAUCCCAGUUACAAAGGCUCUGCCUCUGGGACUCGCGUCAUUGCUCACCCCCGAGGCUCAGCCGUGCACCGCAUCACCGUGGUCUGUGUCCUCCGUGUCCUGUGUCUGGACUUCUGCUCCUGCCUCGUGCUCACAUGGACACGUGGUGCACAUGGAGUAGGUAAACAUCUUUGGUUUUUUCAGUAAAGUGCUGUCUUCAUGUUACAAAAUGAAACUUACUUCAAUUUUUUAUUUGGGCCCAGAUUAUAAAUAAUGGCAACUAUUCAGAGCUGACUUUAAUGUGUCAGAACGUGCCUCUCCAUAGUGAACCUGAUGAGAUGUGUGCAGGAAAGAAACACAGUGCUCAUAGCAGGACUGGGGAGUCUCGGACGCUGUGGGCGUCAUGCUCAGCAUCGCGAGGCGCAGGCUGGGCGGCAGCCCUCGUGGACACCAGAGCACGUCGCCCGCGGCCGUCCUCGGUGUGUGUGGUCAGUGAGCGCUCGCCGCGCAAGACAGACCUCAGGUGAGGAGAAAACUCCCUGUAGAGUCUGACCUCACCAAGCUCAGGAUGUAGCAGAAAACCGUGCGGAUGUGAGAACCCGCAUUAGCAUCGGAGAGUACGUGCAAGGCAAACGUGCACCUCCCUAACGUGAGAGACCCUGCUCGCCUGAGCCCGACCUGCCUGUCCGUCACGAGUGCACACUGGGUCGUAGCCCUGGGGGUGCAGUGCAUGUGGAAACUCCUGUCAAAAGUUGUUCUUCCUGCACCCCAGAAUUCACACAGGAGGAAACCCUAUGAGUGCAGUGAAUGGGAGAGCCUGCCCGAAGUGAGGCCCCAGCGUACACGGAGCUCACACGAGGGGAAACCGUGAGUGCAGUGCACGUCGGAAAGCGUUUGCCUGAGGACGCCCUCACUGUACAUCAGAGGACUCAUGGGGGUGGGGAAUGUGAGUGGGGAAUGUGGAGAAGCUUGGAUCAGAGCGCAGAUUGGAAUGCUCACGCGGCGAGAAACCCCAGCAGUGUAGAGUGUGCAGCAUCAGAAACGGGCCCACAGUGCACCAGAGAACUCACGUGGCAGAGAGACCACGUGACUGUAAAGGAAGUAGGACUCCCAGGAGCCACACCAGCUGCACCAGAGGACGCCUGGGGAGCCCUGCGGGUGUUCUCAGUGGGGAGAUGGCUUCACCCCCAGUCUCCUCACUGCACCAGAGGACUCCUGGGGAGAAGCCCACAGGGUAGAGUUUGGAAAACCUUUCUGCAGAAGUUGAACCUCCAGAUGGGUCAGGGUGCACAGAGGAGGAAGCGCCGUUAGAGAGCGGGGGAGAACUCUGCCGCAGACGCGCCGUCCUGCACACAGGACCCACACCAGUGACCAGCACGCGCGUGGGAGUACGGAAACUUUCCUGCCUGCACUCACAGCUCCUCGCACUUCCGAGAACUCGCACGGGAGACCUGGUGAAGACAGCGUGGGAGGCUGUCUGCCGGGAGAGCCUCACCGUGCAUCCGAGAACUCACACAGGAGACCUGGUGAAGACGGAGUGGGAGGCUGUCUGCCGUGAGAGCAUCCGAGAACUCACACGGGAGCGCUUGGUUGCGAUGAAUGGGGAGACUCCAUACCGGAAGCCACACCUCGGGCUGUGUCACUGAACGCACGGGAAAAAACCCUGUGACUGUAGGGAACCCAGCCCGGUCCAUCCCCCCGCCUCCCAGAGCCCCCACAGGUACGAAGCCGUGUAAGAAAUGAGUGCGAGAGGGUUUCCACAAAAGGCAGUGCUGACUGGAUACACGAAACUCCCACGGGAUUCCUGCAGGGCAGACCCUAACCGCCCAGCCUGAACCCCUCAGCCUCCCAUGGUGGGUGAGCCCACGUGGCUGAUUUCUACCAGGACAGUAAGGAGGCAGGAUGGCCAGACAACAGGUCAGGGUGCUCCCUGGCUGCUGCACUCGCUCGCUGCACCUGAAGAGCGAUCGACCCCAGGGUGGCUUUGGGAACCGGAGAGAAGGCCACUGAUUCCAGGAAGAGGUCUUCCCACCCCGUCCCCAAACCCUCCAGUUGUGCCGUGUCUGUCGAGCCGUUGUGUUGUGAUCUGUGUGCAUUGCGUCACAACAACUCCGCAUACUCUGUUCCCUUAAUGAGCUUUUUGAGAAGAGUCACCAGCCCUUGUAAGCCAGGAGAGAAAGUCAUGGGAAAACUCCAACAAAUCGAGAGAAAGCAUUGAGAAUGCCUUACUAGGUAGGGACAUCUUAUUGAGUGCUGUGAGUAAAGUAAUUAUAAAUAUCUUACAUUUCAAAGCUUUUAACUAUUCUAAAUGCUUUAUGUAACAAUUUAAAAGGAAGGGCAACUGUCAUUUAAGGGAAUAUGAAUUUUCAAGUAGAAAUGCAGGCACAGUAUCAAGAGUGUUUAAAUACUGUGCACCGUGGGUAAAUGUGCCUGCCAGGGGACUUUGUCCCGAGCAGAGCAUCCCGAGGGGAGAGCCAGAGAUGCCACAAGACAGCUUACAGCGCACACGACGGCCCCUCAGCUCUACAACAUUUACGAGUUAUAUUCUAACAGAAAUCUGCCGUGAUGGACUGCAGGGUAUUAGUGAACACUUAGCAUAAUGACUAUGUGGGAGCCAGCAGUGUGGCAUAGAGGGUAAAGCCGCUGCCCGUAAGGCCAGUGUCCUUCCCAUAGGAGCACCAGUUAGUCCCAGCUGCUCCGAUCCUGAUCCAGCUGCCCUGGAUCAGCCAAUGUCCUGGGAAAAGCAGUGGAGGGUGGCCCACGUGCUUGAGCCCCUGCACCAAUGUGGAGACCUGGAGGAAGCAUCUAGCUUUGGCCUGGCCCAGCCCUGGCUGCCUCUCCCUCUCUCUAUAACUCUCAAGUAAAUGUCUUGAAAUAAAUGAAUAAUAAAUAAAUAAAUAUUGUGACUUACAUUAAGUUUUUCCACACUAAGUGCCAGUGUAGCCUCUGAUUAUGUUAAGUUUAUUAAAUAUAAAGUAUUGGACAUUCUCUUUGCUGCUCCCCUAGUGUUUGUGAACUUGCGUGACCAUAAUCACCAAACUGUCCCUUAAGAAGAUAAUUGUUUCUGUAGGGCCAGCCAGGAAGUCUGAUAGAAACGUUACUUACAUAGAAAUGUACGAGUCAGGUUCGUGCUUGUUCACAGCUCACGUCUGAACGAAUUUACACAGCGGGACCACCGUAUUCAUUCUACUCACGAAAGGGAAUUUCUGGAAAGAGAAGGAACCCUCGGGUGUAAUCAUAAGAUCUGUGAGUGGGGCAGCUGCAUGGACGCGCGUGUGCAGCACAUUUUCUGUAGCUAAGCAGUCUGCGUUUCUGGAGAUGGCGUGCCCUGUGUGCGCCUUACUGGUAUUGGGAUGACGUAGGACGUCCUGAAAACCUGGCUCCACUUACUGUGUCUGACUUGGAUCUUAACCGUUGGGCUUCUGUUUCUUCUAUUCAAGAGGAGUAACGAUAGGGAUUUGAAAGGAUCGUCGCGAGAAGCACACUGGGAAGUUCUUUGAACGUGACGCUGCGGCUGAUCAGCAGGUGGUGUGGUACUUGCAUAACUGGCAGGUGGCGGCAGCAGGCUCGUCCCGCUGCACGACAGCUGACUUCCCUGAGUGACGACGUCUUGAUCUGGUCUUGUCGCCUGCUUCCACACACCCUUCUCAGAUGCUUUUCCUGCCUGCUCCUUGUCAUUCGCUGAGACUCAUCUUCCUCUUGGUGAUGCGCUGGGGCUGGGCCUGUGAGCAGCUCUGGCAGGGGACACAGAGUGGAGUGUGUGGCACGUCUGGGAAGGGGCGCAGGGGUGUCCCUCGUGGUCACACUGUUAUCCUACUCAUCGCAUGCAUCGCGCCCCCGGCCUUGAAGAAGCAAGCAGAUCUCUCUGUGCCGUCUCUGCAGAGAGCCAUGGGGUAGGGCGCAGUGGGUGGCCUCCAGUCCACAGCCACUAAGGAACUGGGUCGUGGGGGAUUGCUGCCAUCCGGUGUGGCGACUGUGGCGGGGUUUGAAUGACGCUGAGUGGUCACGGAUGUAGGCCACCCAGAAGCUGCUGUCUUGGGAAUAUUUGUGUAGGGUGGUGGUUGUAUAAAAAUAGCAGCUGACUGACAAGACAACCCCACAGUUUCUUUCUUUCUUUUUGUUUUUAAAGAUUUAUUUAUUUAUUUGAAAGUCAGAGUUACACAGAGAGAGGAGAGGCAGAGAGAGAGAGAGAGAGAGGUCUUCCAUCCGCUGGUUCACUCCCCAGUUGGCCACAAUGGUCAGAGCUGCGCUGAUCCAAAGCCAGGAGCCAGGAGCUUCUUCCUGGUCUCCACGUGGGUGCAGGGGCGCAAGCACUUGGGCCAUCUUCUACUGCUUUCCCAGGCCACAGCAGAGAGCUGGAUCCGAAGAGGAGCAGCCGGGACUAGAACCUGUGCCCAUAUGGGAUGCCGGCGCUUCAGGCCAGGGUGUUAACCCACUGUGCCGCAGCACUGCCCCUCCCACCCCCCCCCACCCCAGUUUCUGUGGGUCAGGAUCUACAUGGCUUAGCUGGGUGCUCUGUUCAGGAUCUCAGAAAGCCGCUGUCAUGGGGUUGGCCCAGCUACGUUGUCAUCUGGAGGCUCAGUGGGGGACGCUGCUUCUUGCCCAUCAGCUUAGGGCAGAAGUGGCUUUGAGGACACACUACUGAGGGUCAGUCGCUUAGUGGCUGUGGAGGCCACGCACAGGUCCCUGUGGCUCUCUGCCUACGCAGGCACACGGAGCUGCUUACCUCUUCAAGGCCUGUGGGGGAGGGAGUCACUCAGUGCCCUAGCCUGGCGCUGAUAUGGUGCAGUCCCCGGAGGGCUGGCCCUGCACCUCUGCCGCGUCACAGAGCCAUCCACAGUCCAGGCAGAGGAGGACGGGUGACUAGAGACUGCACAGGCGCGUGUGCCGCCUGCUGAUGGUGAGGUCCUUUGUUUAGGCGGCGAAGAUGUCGUUCCGUAUUUCCUGAAGCAGAAGGCACCUGUCAGGUGAGUUUCAGAAGUUACUAAGAAUUCUACAUACGGCGAUUACGGUGUGGUUUGCUGCUUCUCAAACAUUGCUACUUAAAUCCGCGUCGUUGCAGGCACAGAAAUAAGGGUGUAGUUUCAUUUGUGCAAAUGCUUUUGGGUUGAUAAGCCAGCACAUCAGUAGAGCAUAAUUAUUCUCAGAACAUAGCAUGUGUCUUUGAACUAUUGUUGAAGUUAAACCGUUCACUGAGACCUCUCCCUGGUGUUGCUUGAUGAGAUUUGGUGUGAGUUGAGUGUCUACUUCCUUCUGAUGUCAUUUCUUUUUAUAAUUUUAUCUGUAAGGCCAGGAGAGAGAUCCCAUCUGCCGGUUCACUCCCCAGAUGUGCACCACAGCCAGGCUGGACCUGGGUCUCCCAAGCCAGGGGCAGGAAUCCAUCUGUUUGGGCCAUUACCUGCUGCUCCCAUGUGUACGUUGGCAGAAAGCUGGAGUCUAUGGCUUGCAGGUGUUCCAAGUGGCAUCUUAACCACUGUGUCGGAUGAGUGCCGCCCCAUGUCACCUUCCCUGUGUGACUUAGGACUAACCACCCCUACCCCUCUUCCUGUUGGUCUGCUCAGGCGGCCAUAACCGCGGCCCCCGUCUGGACACCUGGACGCCGUGCACUUCCCUGGGGCUGUUGAGUGACAGCUGGCAGCAGGCUCGCCUCUGGCAGGACCUCUUCCUGGCUCUCACACGACCUCUGGGCUGUGUCUUCACGUGGCGUCUCCACUUUGGUCCGAGAAAGACAGAGUUCUCAUGGCUCUUCCUCUGGGGAUUGCAGCAGCCUGACGGAGAGGGGCCUCCCCGUGGCCUCCUUAGACCCUAAUUCGGCCUUCAAGUUCCUCUCUCCCACUAUAGCCCUGUUGAGGAUUAGGAUUCUACCUGCAAAUUUGGGCAAAGGCACAAGCAUCCAGGCAGUCCAGUUACUGCUCCGCAUGAACGAGCCUGGGUGUUUGUUUGUGUUGUUUUUGUUUUGUCUGUCCAGCUUUCCUCCCCCACGGUAUUCCAGCAACUGGCCAGGUGUGACCACAGGGGCAUCCCAUGAUCCAGAUGUGCCAGCCAUGUGUGUCCAUCCAGGGAGUGAGUGAGUCUCCUGGGACCCUGAGAUGCCUGUCAGCACGGUAAUGACCCCACUGGUGGCUGGCGUGGAGCUGCGCCCACCGUCGGGACAGGAGUCUGUGUGUGGGGUGGGAGGUGGCAGUGAGCAGAGCCUGGAAGCCACCCGCCUCCCAGGACCGCGACUGGGCCUGCGCGUCUGUCUCUGACGAGGUCGCUCCUGCUGGAAUCGAGCCCUGAGCUCACCUGGCGUGUGUGACUGUCUGUCUCACUCUGAGUCACAGGGAUUUGUGCAUAGGAUGUGUCUGCACUUACAGUAGCUUCACACUCCUCUCCAUUCAUUAAAGAUUCAUCACUUUCUCCUUGUCACCCUCACACGCCAGCCUCCCUUCCACACCCCGGAAGCUCUGAGCCCUGGCUGGGUUUGCGUUCAGCUCAGGUCGGCAGGCACUGCCAGGACGGAUGGGACGGGUGGGCCGUGCUUCCCCCUGCGCUGGGGGCCGUCCUAGGAGUCCAGGAUGCAGCGAUGGGGCUGCGGCUGCAGCUGCUCCUGCCCCACAGCCCACCCUGGGGACGGGCCUGCAGGUCACCCCACCACCUCCACUGCUGCCUCCUGGGGAUACCCCACCCGGCCCCGGUCCUGCCUUCCGGGCAUCUCCCAGAUGCUAAUCGUGAGACGCAGGCCUGACGUGCAAGGUAAGUAUAGAUUUAAAGGGAAGUAAGGAGUUACUAUAACUUGUAGGGGAAAAAAUUAACCAAAAUAAAGUCCAAAUAGCUAUACUUAUUCCAGACAAUUGACUCUGAAGCAAGCGUAUUCGUGGAGAUGGAGCAAAGUCUAUACUGAUAAGCCGCAGACUGCCACGGCUGUGUAACGGUUCUCACCGCCAAGCCCCGGCACGCAGACGGUACCAGUGUCAGCUUAACAAAUGCACCGCAGUGAGAGCUGCCUGGGUCGCCUUCUGCUGUCAAGUCCAGGCUGGCCGGUGGCGGUGUCACUGUCACAGCCAGGGCCACUGCGGACCACUAGCUGCAGGCCUUCACUGGGCGCUCUCUGGGCACCAGCCUAGAGGACGGUGUCUGUGGGCGAUGUGGGGGUGGACUGGGGAGGCGGCAGGUGGAGCAUCCCGAGUGUACAGCCAAGCCAGGCCGCGCUGAGCUGAGCACGCGCGCUGUGGCCCAUGUGCCGGCCCUAACGCACGGCACUGGGUGCGGCCUGCAGGGGCAGUGGUUGGCUUUGGCUCUUACAGCAGCGGCCGCUCGUGUUCCUCGGUGCCUCCACCGAGUUCAUUUUCUGAACUGCCCGGUUGUGAGUUGCAUUUGUUUUUAAUGAGGUGGCAUUGGGAGAGUCUCUGGAUUUAAAUUAGAUUACCUUUCAAGGCAGUCUCUCCCCCACGUCCAGAGCCCAACCUCUGGCCCAGCCACCCUUCCCUCUCCGCCCGGAAGGCCACGAGGGCCUCCUAACAGGGCGGCUGGCGCUGCUCUUGGUCAGACCUCACCAUGUUUACGGCCGUGUCUGUGGCCGCUCCGUGCGUGCUUUCUGCUCCACGGAGGAUUUCCCCUCCGUCACCCUCCCUUUCAAAUAAAUAAAUCUUCAAAAAAUAAUCCAAAAUGGAACAGCAAAGUCCAAGCCUGUGUGCGGUUAAUUAAAUGAUUUAAGUAAAAUCACCUGACAUCCCAGGACCCUCUGGGAAGUGGCUGAACGUACUGAUACAAUGUGUGACAGGUGUAUAAUGUAGAAAAUAAAGAGGUGGGCAUUGUCUGCAGCUGCGCCGUCGCAUGUGUCGCAUUUCAAGGAGCAGUCGUAUGAUGGCUGAUUCACGGGUCGUCCCUGCCCCGGGUGCUCCAUGUCAUGGACACUUCAGCUCAUUCAGUGCUCGCAGGGCCACCUGAGGAAAGUGGGGGCCAGCGCACUCGCUCGUUCGUCCAAGGCCCCACAGCUGGUCAGUGCUAGAACUCGGACGUGAGCCCAGGAGCCCAGCACCACCCUGCUCUGCCCCACGGACAGAGAGGGCCCCUCAAGGUCAUUUCCAUCCUCGGGAGUGCGGGAGUUUUCCUGUUCACGAUGUGCACCAGUGUGCGUGACCAGCCUGCCAGUGGGCACCCAGACUGCCGCAAGUGAGUGACUUGUUUACUUGAAAAGAGAUCACGAGAGCGAGACAGAGUUCACUCCCCACAGGGCUGCACCACUUAGGGCAGGGCCAGCGGGGAGCCGGAGAAGCCAGCUGUGGGACUGUGUUCCACGCCUUCCCGGACACGUGAGCAGGAAGCUGGAUGGGAAGUGGGCCCGCACUCCCGUAUGGACCGCCAGUGCCGCAGGCAGCAGGUCAGCCCGCGGCACCACGGCACUGGCCCUGAGGAGAAUGACUGUGCACACGCCUGUUCCUUGCACUGGCUUGUUGUAUCCCCCAGAAAUGCAACAAAAAUGGACGGUUCUCUGAGCCCCGUGGAGGAGCCAUUUCACAGAGGAAGAAGUUAUGGUGGCUUAGCCACGUGCCAGUCCAGGUUGGCAAGACCAAGGAGCAUGAUGGAACCGCAUGACCACACCUCUGCCCGGAGCGCUCGUCCACGGACAGACAGGACAUCGCAGGACGCAGUGAGGACCCCAGCCCUGGCAGGCACCGGCUGGAGGAUGCAGCGAGACCCCAGCCCUGGCAGGCACGGGCUGGAGGACGCAGCAGUCAGUCAGCCCAGCCCUGGCAGGCACGGGCUGGAGGACGCAGCGAGACCCCAGCCCUGGCAGGCACCGGCUGGAGGACGCAGCAGUCGGUCAGCCCGGCCUGGCUGGGCCGCAGGCUUGCCCCUCGAGCACCACUGAGGGGAGCUUAGAAAAUGGUGAAGGGUGAGUGCCCGUCUGCUCCUCCUCGCUUGGCUGACUUCCCAGAGAAGCUGCUUUGGGAAAGGCGGGGUUUAUUUCCGCUCACGGUCCGAGGUCACGGGUCAGGAAGCCGAGGGAGGAAAGCGAGGACACCCAGGGACUGAAGUGAGCGUGCUUCUCCCAGGAGCCACUCGGAGGGCAUGGCCUCUGGCACCCAAAGACCCCCAGCCCAGUCCUCGGCGCCGUCACUGGUCAGGUCUGCGCCUCUCAGCCGGGCGCCCUGGCGUCGAGGCUAAGCAGCUGUGUUUCAGCUCAGCUGGUCAUGGGCGGGCAGUGGUGAAGAAAGCAAGCUGCGGGUCAGGGCCAAGGACAGGCACGUGCCCCGGGGAAGGGCAGAGGAGCGGCGUUCCUUGUCGUUUCAGGUCGAGGCCCCUUGGUGUCUGAAGAGGCCUGGAGCGCGGCUUCCGCCCGCCCGCCUGCCUGCCGCCCCACUGCUGGUCCUGCGGCAGCUGCACAGCUGCUGCCGUCUCUGUUCAUUGUUCAGGAGGCAGGCGGGGCCCACGACGGGAGAGGGACGUGCUCGACUUUGGUGUCAUGCACUCGUGUGUUUGUUACCUUCAAGUCUGGGACGCCUACUGUAAAAAUCAAAUAAACCGAUUGAGUAAGGCUAGGAAACCAAACGCCUUCUUCUAGAAGCAGCAGGGUCUGGGCAGGGGGAGCUGCAGCACCAGAAACCAGGUAGGGUUUACUUGCUGGAGAGACAGAACGGUCCUCUGAGCCCCACACACGGCCAGUGACAGGCCAAGGACGCUCAGAGUCCGCCUGCCACACCUGGAGGAGGAGGCGGGGCCGACGGCGGCCCCAGAACAGGGCCACGUUCCGAUGCCCAGAGUCUGAGAAGUGGCCUCAUCUGGAAAAAGGCCCUGAAGAUAUAUCCAAGUUAAGAAUGUCAGAAUUAACAGGGCAACCCCUAAAAGAAGGAGAGGAGGGGAGAAGAAGCCCACGCAGAGACCGAGGUGGAGACGGGGUGGACCGGGACCCCGCGCAGGCUCUGGAGCCUUAAAGGAGCACACGCUUGCCUUUGGUGGUCCGGGCUCCAGAGCUGUGCGGGGCUGGAUUUCUCUGUCCACAGUGGACCCACAAAGGGGCGGGAGAUAGAACUGCGGAGUGUUCUGAACGUGGUUCCCAAGACCCCAGCUCACCAACGUCUUAGAAAAGUUCUGUUGAAUCUGAAGGAUGGAAAAAUAACAGUCUCCCCGUUGCAGACACGCAUCUUUCCAAUGACAGUGCAAAUUACCCAUAAAAUAAUCACCAAGAAAUACACUCGAGCCAAAGCACUCAAGCCUGAUCCCCGAGUAAGCAUUCACGGUGGAACGGUUAACACCCGUGCGGCUCUUGGGAGUGGGGAGCACGCGUUCGUCCUGUGGUCACCAGGGUCACAUGGCUGGGCUUUGGUUAAACAAGCUGGGAAUCCAGGCAGCUGCUGCUGCAGACGCCAGAGUGCUCCCCUCUCUGUGCCGGCAGCCUCCCCUCGUCCGGGAAAGUGGGCUUCCAGCAAGAGGCUCCCCUCCCACUGCCCAGCUGAUGGUGUCGGCAGCGCUCCCGCCACGUUGCGCGUUUUCAGGAAACCAUCCAUCUGCCGCGUUUGCACUGACCAGGUCAGCACACCCUCCGGAGCCCGUGGCUGCGGGUCGUCUCCCGGAUGCUGCCUGCACAGGGUCAGUGCUCGCUCCAGAGGCUCUGAGGGUUUCCUUCCUCUCCGGGGUGCAGAAGGCUUUUGCCAAGAACAAGACGAGCCCUGGAGGAGAAAAAGCCCUGUAGAAACCUCCGCGUGGUCCCCAGGAGCCCGCUUUGAAAGAAAAAUGGCCUCUGUGAGGGGUAAUUUCAGACGCUAUGACCAGCAUUUCAACAAAUGGAUCGAAUGCACACCUUCAGUAAUACAAGGGUUUCCUAAUGAUGGAUCCACGUUUAUUUCGCUGUCAGCGAUCCGAAGCCAGGAGCCAGGAGCUUCUUCCAGAUCUUCUGUGUGGGUGCAGGGGCCCAAGGACUUGGGCCAUCCUCCACUGCUUUCCCAGGCCACAGCAGAGCUGGAUCGGAAGUGGAGCAGCCAGGACUUGAACCGGUGCCCAUAUGGGAAGCAGGCAGUGGCACUAGGCCACAGUGCCGGCCCCAGUCAGCUACUUUCAAGAAGGUAUAACAUUCCUUUGAUCUAGGAGAAAACCUUGAAAGUUUUAUUUCAUUUUAAUUGUCACAUCCUAGUUGUUUAUACCCAUUGGGGUCCAUACAUGUAUACAUUGUAUAAUGAUCAGCCGGGGUGAUUAGCACUCCCAGCACUUCCGGAGUUCCUCCCGGCUUUGGGGUGAGACCAUAGAGAACCGACAGGUGCCAUGGUUAACUCCCGUCCCCCUGCACGCCAGGACACAACCCCUUCCUCUCGCACGGUCCCUGACGCCCAGUGAGCAGCCUCCCCCUCCCCACUGCUGUCCCUCCCCAGCCUCUGAUGCGCGCUCUCCCACUCCCGACGCCCUGGAGAUCCACUGUCUUAGAUUCCACACACACACGAGACCACGCAGCACUGGAAUGCUUUGCAAAGUUCGUGGGAAAUGGAAUCAAAAGUUUAUUUUGGUGUAAAAAAAAAUUCGCAUGAUAUGAGGCAUUUUGUAAAAGCUCAUUUAAAAUGCACAUUAGGAAAAAGCUGCAUGGUUUCACGGUUUUUUGCACCAAAAAUACAUUUAUCUAUUGAUUACAAAUACACAGUCUCUCUGGAGUCUCCUUGUAUUGUUUUUCUCUGUCUCUGGGUUCACCCUUGUCAGUGUGGACCGCCUGAGUCGUACCUGGUGUGCCGUGGACCGCGUUUCGCCUACCGGCUCUGUGGUGGGCGCCAGGCGGGUGCAUUCCGUGGCACGGUAGACCUGGAGCCCCGCGUCUCUUCCACCCGUGCUUCUGUCUCUUUGGCCGCACACUCCGUAUUGCUCCGCUGGCGUCCUGUGCUCUCCUUUGGACAGCCCGGCUGUUCCUUGUUUUGGCCCCUCGGGGAGGGGAGUGUCAGCUGUGGCCAGACAUUUUGCUGUAGCGCCUCCCUGCCAUCUGUUUAUUGAAAACCUUGGCAUCUCAAGGGCACAUUGGGAUUCCGGAGCAGUGAGAAGCCACGCAUGGCAGCGUCCGCUAAGCCCAGGCAGUGAAUGAACGGGGAGAAGGCCGUGGUGGGGCCAAGGUGGAAGCCUGGUCUGCCCCUGGUGGCUCGCGGCACUGCAGCUCUGGGAGGAGCUCCACGCUCAUGAGGAGGCUGGCGCGUGCCCCUCACGCCGCCCCUGGAGAGACCGAGCAGCACCCGCUGCUUGCCCCGGUAGACGAGCACAGGUCGGCCAGGCACGGUGCAGAGCGCCAGGACCGGGCCCCGGUGUCUGCGCUCCCCGCCGGCCUGUGGGCGAUGCAGGCGGACGGGUUGGGCACAAUCCUGGGAAGGUUGUGUUCUUUUUACUUGAAUCAUAGCAGAUGAAUGUGUCCCCACAAAUAAAACAACUCAUUAAAUGAGCACCAGCUCUUCCUGGAGAGGGAAGACUCGCACGUGGUAGCGUGGGUUCCGCCAGGAGCAGAGCUUGCGGGAGAUCUGAGCGCACUGCUUAUUUGAGCCAUGACCCCAGGAGGCCCGGUCGGGGCAGGAACAGGACGUGGGAAGACCAGCAAGUUACAGGGGGACAGCCGGUGUUCAUCCCGUCAGGGACCUCUGGGAGAUGACAGACAUGGCCCUGAGUCAGGGACGAGGGAACCAGGCCUGUCCAAUCACUGGUGGACAGCGUCUAGCACGGAGAACAGGGCCCAGAACAAGUGGGCUCUGGCCGCAGGGAGAGCCCCGAGGGAAGGCGCUGCAGGCCCCAGCGUGGGAAGCGGGGCUGGAGGACCCGGCCGGGCGCCUGCAGCGUCCGCCACUUCCCGCAGGGCGCCCCCGCACAUCAGGAGCACAGGUGAGCCCGGGAACCCGAGCGGGACAGAGACCCCACCAGUUCUGCCAUAGCCAGCGGGGGCGCUGUUCGGGCUCAAGGUGACGACUGCUUCCAGCCUGGCCUCCAGCCACCCUAGGGACAAGAGGAACCCCCCCCCCCGAACU